This is a messenger RNA of Vigna angularis (adzuki bean), 2348 nucleotides long. RefSeq lists its product as uncharacterized. The transcript has 13 exons. The record is from RefSeq and is a predicted model, not a curated record. NCBI's taxonomy places the organism in Eukaryota, Viridiplantae, Streptophyta, Magnoliopsida, Fabales, Fabaceae. Bases 51 to 2078 code for a protein of 675 amino acids.
UAAAGCAUUCCAAGUGACCUUUCUGCAUCUGAAAACUCAGUAACUCGAGAAUGGAGCAUCGCGAUCACCAUUGCUUCAGCAGAAAGCUAGAUUCCGCCAUGGACGUAGACUGUUGCCUAGAAGAUCAAGAAAAGGAAGAGGAAGAACUUGAUCCCUUUCUAAAAUUCGUGGAAUACGCAAGAUCUGAACUGUUAUCACUAGAAGGCGAUGCAAACGGAGACGAUGACGGUUCUACUGGACUUGGAUGGAGUUGGAUCGCGUCUCGUAUUCUGAAGACUUGCAUUGCUUAUUCAAGCGGCGUCACUCCCGCGAUCUUGCUCUCUGAACUCUCUCAGGCGUGGAGUGAGCAACGCAGGGUUGGGGCUCCGAAGAAGCGGCUCGAAGUAAUCAACCAACUCAAGAAGAAUCAUCGGAGGACUAAGCUUCCGAACACAGUUACAGUUGAUUCCAUAUUCGAAAAGAACUUCCUGUCCUUGAGCAGUGUUCUAGAAGCUGUUAUCGUUGAUGCAUUUGUGCUCCCAGGCACAAACAUCCACAUGCUCAUAUUAGGGGAUUAUUGGAGCUCCAAUACCAUAGAUCUCUACCUACACCGCAGCAGAUUCUAUGACUUGGCAGGCCUGCAAAACGGAAUUCUGAAGCGAGGGAGGGAGAUUUUUCUCACCGGUUGCUACCUCCGAACUGCCACUGGAGGUUCUGGACGUGCACGUCUUUUGCCAACAGAGUAUCUUGUGAUUCUAUUGGAUGAGAAUCAGGAUGAUGAUGCAAUGCUACUAGGAGCUCAGUUUUGUUCAGACUCUUUCUCUUCAAUUUCUCUUGAUGCAGUGAACGGAGGGGCUUCGUAUUCCCUUUAUGCCCGGAUUAAAAAGAUCGAGUCUUCGGAAGUUCAAGGGAAGUUUGGAAUCUUACAAAGAAAACAGAUUACUCUUGUUGACGGCGAUGGUGUUGUAAUAAAGUUUUUCUUGUGGGGUGAGCAGAUUCUCCUGGCCAAUCUUUUCAGAGUGGGAAGCAUGCUUGCCCUGGACAAACCGUAUGUUGCUAGUUCAGAGGACUGUGAUGGCGAGACAAGUGAAGGUUUUUGUCUCGAAUACGGAAGCGAAACACAGUUAUAUUUGGUGCCUUAUAUUCAACACGAAGAACAGGUGUGCGUAACAUUGACUCCAAAUCGACGUCACGGUUCACGGCCCUUGGGUUCUUGUAAUCCCAGUCAGGAUCUCAAGGUUUCUCAAGUUAGCUUGCCCCGUGAUUCUCAGGGGACCAUUGAUUUCAGUAAUUAUCCUUUUAGGUCAUUUGUGGUCGACCUUCGUGACAAGAUGACGGGCAUCAGUCUCUAUGGUGUUGUUACAGAUAUUAUCAAAGAAGAAAAUAUCAAAGAAGCUGUUUUCUCUUUAAGAAUCGCGGAUGCUAGCGGAGAAAUUUGGACAAAGCUUCAUUUUGCGGGAUUUUGGUCCUUAGGAAGAGUGAGUCUCGGUCACACUGUAUUCAUAUCUGGCUUGACAUGCUCAAUGUCGAAACAAACAUGUCUGGAAGUAUUAUGGUUUGAGAAUGGUACUGGAGCUUCUUUCAUCAAUCUCAGUUGCUUACCAGCAUUGAUCUACUCAUCUUGCCUUCAUAAGCUAUCGCGACUCUCUGAUAUUUCUGACCAGACUAGCUACGCACAAGUAUGUCGAGUCUCGCUUGAUCCAAUUCGGUAUUAUUACGUUAAUACACGAUUUUCACAUUCUCUAUGUGGUCAUUUUGUGAACAAGAUGCCUGAUGGGUCGAUGAAAUGCUGCUUUUGUCAUACAAUUUCUGAUGCUACGUUAGUACGCACUUUUCAUCUGAAAAUUACUCUUGUGGAUGAGGGUACGAAAGUUUUGGCAUGGUGUACAGGUCAAACUGCUAUGGAUUUGUUGCAGAUAGCUCCUGAGGAGUUUUAUGAACUUCCCGAGGAAGAGCAAUUAAUGUAUCCUUCGUCGUUAGAAAAUGAGAGGUUUAUGGUUGCAUUGGUAAAGUGUAAGCGAGAUGGUUGUGUGAUAGAUGGCCUCUCGCCAGACGGUUCAAUUUCGUGGGAAAUCACUCGUGCAUACAAGUGUGAAUAAUUGUUGAAUGCAGUGUUGUACAAAUGAAGGUGGCACUGGGAUUGUAGUGAAACUGUAGUCGUUCCUUGCACUAUCAUAAUGAAGGCCUGAAAGGUAUUUCGUUAAGAACCCACUUCAUGCGUCCUGUCUAAAGGAAAGUCUAAUGAUCCAUAGUUCAGCCUGAGUAUUGCUGUAUAUUUUGAGUGAAUGUUUCAAAAUAUUUAUAUUACAUCAAUUAAUUAAUUAAAAAUUUGAUUGAGUGAUUAUUUAAAUUAAAUAUUUGCUUUCGAC